This is a messenger RNA of Musca vetustissima, 330 nucleotides long. Its product is annotated as putative lysozyme-like protein. The transcript has 2 exons. The coding region runs from base 1 to 330 and encodes 109 amino acids. The record is from RefSeq and is a predicted model, not a curated record. NCBI's taxonomy places the organism in Eukaryota, Metazoa, Arthropoda, Insecta, Diptera, Muscidae.
AUGGCGGCGAAUAGCAUUGGCAGCAGCAGUGGCGGCGGCGUUACAUUUAUGGCAGCUGGUGGUGGCUGUCAAAUGGCCAAAUCCAGACCACUUAUCAACAACAGCAUCAGGAAUAGCAGCACCAGUGAGAGUAGCAGUAGUAGCGGAAAUAGUGGCGGUGUCGGUGGCGGUAUGAGUGGCAGUGGUGGUGGUGGUAAUGUUAUUGUUGGUGUUGGCGUUGGUGUUGCCGCUGCUGCAGCAACAUCCAUACCAGAAGAGCCGGCUGCCUAUGCUUCUGUGGCUGUGGUAAAUGUCAACGCUACAAAUGGUACAAGUAGCCAUAGUGCGUAA